Messenger RNA from Mesocricetus auratus (golden hamster), 765 nucleotides. RefSeq names its product V-type proton ATPase subunit E 1-like. Gene Ontology annotation, cellular component: proton-transporting two-sector ATPase complex, catalytic domain. Lineage: Eukaryota; Metazoa; Chordata; Mammalia; Rodentia; Cricetidae. Gene Ontology annotation, biological process: proton transmembrane transport. Gene Ontology annotation, molecular function: proton-transporting ATPase activity, rotational mechanism. The record is from RefSeq and is a predicted model, not a curated record.
AUGGGUGAUACAGCAAGAGCCCAAGUCCUGAUUUCACCUGAAACAAGACUGCUGGAACCACUGUUCCGAAAAGCUCACCCCAGCGGACAAAAUCUCAGGGGUUGUCCCCUGGCCAAACUUGCCUUCACCACGGAGCUCCGCGAUACAGAUGUGCAGAAGCAAAUUAAGAACAAGAUGGCUUUCAUCGAACAAGAAGCCAACAAGAAAGCAGAAGAAAUAGAUGCAAAGGCAGAAGAAGAGUUAAAUAUUGAGAAAGGUUGUCCUGUGCAAACCCAAAGACUGAAGAGUAUGCAAUAUUGUGAGAAGAAAGAAAAGCAGAUUGAACUCAAGGUCCUCAGAGAAAGAGACGAUCUCAUCGCCGAUCUGCUCAAUGAGGCAAUACAGAGACUCAGCAAGUAGGUGAUAAAAGAUACAACCAGGUACCAAGUUCUGCUGGAUGGCCUGGUCCUCCAGGGCUUGUACCAGGAGCCUCAAAUGAUUGCAUGUUGCAGAAAACAAGAUUUCCUUUUGGUGACUGUCACAGUACAAAAAGCAAUUCCUAUGUAUAAAAUUGUCACACACACAAAAAAGGGUGACAUCCAAACUGACCAGGAGGCUUACCUGCCUGAGGAGAUAGCUGGUGGAGCUGAAAUCUAUAAUGGGGAUCACAAGAUAAAGGUUUCCAACACUCUGGAAAGCCGGGUGAAUCUCAUAACCCAGCAGAUGGUGCCGGGAGUCUGGGGAGCCUUGUUUGGUGCAAAUGCCAAUGGGAAGUUCCUGGACUGA